Molecule: messenger RNA, 741 nt
Organism: Diversispora eburnea
Lineage: Eukaryota; Fungi; Glomeromycota; Glomeromycetes; Diversisporales; Diversisporaceae
Source: the annotation of a GenBank genome assembly
AUGGCAACAAAAUUAGCAAGACAUUCUCGUAUUUAUUUUACUACUAGUCCAAGAUCUGUUGCAAAUUUUACAGAAGCUAAUAAUCCAUUACCUACCGCAAGAGUUAGACCCAGAUUUUUAGGAUUUUAUAAUACUCAAGUAUUACCAAAAAGAAGAUUAGAUGCAUCUCAAGUUGUAAAUUUAUUCUCUGAUUCAAUCGCCAAUUCACCUAAAGAAGAAGAAAAAACUAUUGAUAAAUUAACAAAAUCAUCAUCUUUAUCAUCAUUAUUACCAAUGAAGUCAAUGAAAAUAUCAACAACACCAACAACAUUACAAACAACAUCUACAACAUCAGCAACAUCAACAACAUUAGCAACAUCAGCUUCCCCUUCUGAACAAAAACCAGUGAAAGUGAAUCCUCAUAAAUUUAUUCCUCAUAAAUCUGUUAAUCUUCUUAAUAAUAAUGAUAAUUUAAAGAGCGAUAAUAAUAAUAAUUUAAAAAGUGAAAAUAAUAAUUUAACGAGUGAUAAUCAAAAGAAAGCUAAGGCUGAAAAUGAUAAUCAAACGAAUACUAAUGAUAAUGAAAAGAAUAUCAGUGAAAAAAAGAAUUUGAGUGAAAAUAAUAAUAAUGAGAAGACUGAUAAGGAAAAGAAAAAUGAAAAUAAUAAUGAAAAGAAUAAUGAAAAUGAUAAUAAUAAUAAGAAUGAUAAAUCACCAAAUCGUGAAGAAUUGGAACAUACAGUAGAACAAUUAAAUUGGUAA